Molecule: messenger RNA, 138 nt
Organism: Colletotrichum truncatum
Lineage: Eukaryota; Fungi; Ascomycota; Sordariomycetes; Glomerellales; Glomerellaceae
Source: RefSeq, a predicted model, not a curated record
AUGACUCCGGUUGAAAUUAGUCUCCUCGGAGGCAUCGGCGGCACGAUAUGCAUAGCACUCAUCCUGCUAUGGAAGGUACACAGAAUCAAGAAAUCCCAGCAAAACCAUACUUUCCGUCAUGGAUCCUUUGACCCCUGA